AUGGGAAAGAGAUACUCUGAAUCAGCAGCCAAGAAGGCCGAAGGACAGGCAAGAAAGCGUCAGCAGGCAUCUGCAAAGCAAAGAGCUGAAAUGGAGAAACUAGAGGCUCAAGAAGCUGCCAAAUGGGAAGAAGGAUCUCGUAAGGCGAACUCGAAGAAGAUAACUGAGGAGCAGAAGAAACAGGAGAAGUUGAAAGCCAAGAAAGAGCGGGAAGAGCUUCUGGCUGCUGAGGAAGAAAGAAUUGCAAAAGAAGCUAAGGGCAAGAGGCAGAUGUGA
Messenger RNA from Torulaspora delbrueckii, 276 nucleotides. RefSeq names its product Lso2p (gene LSO2). The coding region runs from base 1 to 276 and encodes 91 amino acids. NCBI's taxonomy places the organism in Eukaryota, Fungi, Ascomycota, Saccharomycetes, Saccharomycetales, Saccharomycetaceae. The transcript has a single exon. The record is from RefSeq and is a predicted model, not a curated record.